Molecule: messenger RNA, 1794 nt
Organism: Podospora bellae-mahoneyi
Lineage: Eukaryota; Fungi; Ascomycota; Sordariomycetes; Sordariales; Podosporaceae
Exons: 4
Coding region: 1-1617 (538 amino acids)
Source: RefSeq, a predicted model, not a curated record
AUGACACCAACGUUAUCUCAUUGGAAAGGUGGAAGCAGGAUGGUGUGGUCACAGCUAUGGACAACCGUGGUGACGUGCGUGCUGCUGGUAUCACCGGUGAAUUCUCAACAGACGGGAAAUAACCCAGAUUGGCCGAGAUGGUGCGGGAAGGUGUAUGAAGCUGGGUAUCCCAACUUCGACCCAGGCGGACAGACAGUCGAACCCCCUCCCCAUCCCUGCGGCUGCCCUCUCCUCCACGUCCAGUUCCAGCCCCGAUACAGCCUCUACGUUUCCACCGAAACAACCGGUGAAUUCGUCGUCAACGCUGCCUUCUCCCCGUACCACGGCACCAUCUGGCCGCCUACCAACUCCACGACCCGGUGGGCCGGCAGGCUCGUCUUCUCCAUCAACUCAGCCGAGACCGACGCCCCUUUGGUUCAAGCAACUGUUCCGGUCAACACAACAGGCAACCGCUUCUCGUUCAACCUUUCCCAUCUCGGCCCCCCCCGACUUGAGCCCUACCCGGUCGUUCUCUACGGCGCCCCGGAGUCAGGUCAGCCAAGUUGGACGGCAACAGCCAACGUCUCGUAUUUGCCGGAUAAAACAAACGGGAGCAUCACCCGGAUCGACAGCUGGAAAGGCGGGCUUUGGGUGAAGAACGCCGCUUCGAACAACACCUUUGAGCCGUACCUACCGUACGGGUUCUACGCUUCGCACGACAACUUCCUGCGAGAAAACGACACCAAGCUGAUCGAUGCGUACCGAGACUUGGGGCUGACGGGGAUGGUGCCCCUGGCCAGUUGGGCCGAGAUUCCGGAGGUGUUGAGUCACAUGGAUGGAAUUGAUCUGAAAUACAUGUACAACCUCCGCUAUGGGUACAAGAACCUGAGCUAUGUCGAGGAGAACGUUCUCUGGGCGAGGGACAAGGAGGGGCUUUUUGCCUACUGGACCGCGGAUGAACCGGACGGCUGGCAAGACCCCUUCCACCUCCCCGUCGCCGCCCGAUCCAGGAUCCGGGAGCUGGACCCGUACCACCCCAGCGUCAUCACCCUAAACUGCCAAAACUACCACUUCGCCCAGUACAGCUCCGGCGCCGACAUCCUCAUGUCAGACGUCUACCCCAUCGGCAUAAACGCCACCUUCUCCAAAUGGAACACCGCCUGCAACCUCACCCACGGCGACUGCGGCUGCGACAACUGCCUCGGCAUCGUCCAGGACGUCCCCUCCCGCCUCGACACUUUGGGCCAGCACGAACGCUGGCUCGGCCUCUGGCCCAAGACAAAAUUCCACAACCCCCAAAGUUUCCACGGGCAGGAUUACUGGCUGAGGGACCCCACCGUGGGGGAGGAGCACGCGAUGAAUGUUUUGGCUUUUAACCAUGGUGCCAAGGGGAUCAUAAGCUGGCUGUGGCCGACGAGCACUGUCCUUGCGGAGGCGCAUGGGCAGUUGGCCAAGGUUGUGACGGGGGGGAUGGUGAGGGGGUUUGUUGUGGGGGGUGAUCAAGUCGAGGGGCCGAGGGGGGUGGGAGCGAGGGUGAGGGGGAAUGAGAGGGUUGAGGUCGUCGACGCGGCGUUGGUGGUUGACGAGGGACUGCCGGCGUUGGCAACGAGUCUUGUUCUGGUCGCUCUCAGGGGUUGAUGGCUUGUCGAUCGGAUGUGGAUGCAACCCUUGAUCCAGAUUGUUGUUCUGCCGAUCUCCAGCUGUUGUUUUCACACCCAUCAAACCAAGAUGUCACCAGCUCAGUUCCCACAACAUAGCCAGUUGAGCUGUUUAAGGAAAGAAAACCGUGGGUAUCAUUAGCUCAUACAUAUCCCU